Molecule: messenger RNA, 1767 nt
Organism: Colossoma macropomum (tambaqui)
Lineage: Eukaryota; Metazoa; Chordata; Actinopteri; Characiformes; Serrasalmidae
Product: scrapie-responsive protein 1-like
Exons: 7
Coding region: 878-1180 (100 amino acids)
Source: RefSeq, a predicted model, not a curated record
GCGAGUCCGUUAGAUUUAGAACGUUGUUGAUUAACAACGCUGAAUGUGAAACGGAAACAUUUGGCUUCUUGUUAUUGACAACCACCACAAAACAUUUACGAAGCACGCAUUUAUCUAGAGGUACAAUGAAGAAACGGACAAGAGCAUCCGUGAAUAACUUAAUCUAAUUUUAGUGAUGACGUACCACACAUCGCCUCAAAGCAAGAGUGAAGUUAUUUUUAGUCAGGCCACAUCCAUUACUGCCUGCCAGUCGCCUUCUGUGUGUUUGUCCCACUGAUACAACAGAACCGCCAGUGCUUCAUCGUCUGUCCUGUGCGCUGCCCUUUAAUAUCACACUAAAAUGAGACAACCCAACACACACCAUCCGCGUUUAUGUGCGCCUGCAGCAUUUUUUGAGCACCGGAAGAUCAGGCCUUGUGCCCCGUUGGUGCUGUCAGCUGUGACAGUUCCCAGAUGGAGGCCGCUACUGUAUGAGAGAUUGAGUUUCUCGCGGAAAAAAAAGAAAAGAGAAAAGAGAAAACCUCCCUCUCUCCAUCCAAACCGUCCUCCCAAAGUCUCUGCAGGCACUUGUGCGCCCUGGCGCUGCGGAGAGGAGCCACCGCGAUUUCCAAUUCUGCACCGCUUCCAUGAGAGAAACCCCACGUCUUUCCAAAUCAAACACAUCGGAUAUUCAAGGACAGACAUGGCUGCCUCGGAUGAUUAAUGAAUCUAGAGGACUCCAGUUGGAAAAGUUGUCCCAAAGCAGAAACAAUGAAGCUCAGCCAAAAACAAUCAGUCAAAAAAAGCCUUUAAAUAUGCUCUGAAUAGAGCUGAGCUGAGCCAUUCACUCACAACCCAGCACUACACACAGGAGAACACACACACACAGGAUCAUAAAAUGAAAGUGUUACUUCUUGCGGCUAUUCUCCUACUUGGGCUACAUGCUGGUGCUGCUCAUCCCUCAAAUCGCUGGUCAUGCUACAGAAAGGCGCUGAAGGACAGAAACUGUCAUAAUGUUGCCAGUGGACUUGAAAUGAUGAGGGCUAUUGACUCCCUACAGAACCAUUACUGGGAGGGCAAGAGCUGUGACAUGGUCUGCUACUGCAAUUUCAGUGAGCUGCUCUGCUGCCCCAGGGAUAUCUUCUUUGGGCCAAAAAUAUCCUUUGUGAUCCCCUGUGAUACCUCUGAGGCUGGGCUCUGAGAGGACGGAACAUUUCUCGCCAUAAAAACAUACAACAGAAUAUCAUUCGAAAAUGAGUAACAUUCAGUGCUAAUUCUGCUUGACUGCAUCAGAGUGAAAAAAUGUGGAUUACAAAUGUCCACCUCUCUAGUUAAAUGUACAGUCUAAUUUGCCUCACAGCCCUUUUGUUCAGUGACUGUGAUAGUUUACAAUAUACGUAUCCAAUCCUGCCUCUUUUUGCCCUGCAGGGUUGAGUUCAAUCCCUAAUACAACUAAUCUGAUCCGUGUAAAUAAUGUCUUCAUAAGCAUUUGAAUAUUAGAGCCAGGUGUAUUGGAUUAGCAUGGGAACUACAGCGCCAGCUCUCCAGAUGUAUAGAUGAAUAGGUUCAGUGCUAAAAUCAACUGUAACAUGUGGAGCCUACAAAGACCAUCACAACUGCCAUUUAUGAAAUCUAUUCAAAGCCUGGUCUGGCAGCGGCCCAGUGUGAGCAAGAAAAGUGUGCUCUUUUCUCGCUCACACUGGGCUCAGGAUGCUGAUUUUUCAGUCUUGCAUGCUGCAAACUGUAAGGGUUUGGACAUUCCAAAUAAAGUGUACAAUAUUGAAUGUA